This is a messenger RNA of Aplosporella prunicola CBS 121167, 426 nucleotides long. RefSeq lists its product as uncharacterized. Gene Ontology annotation, molecular function: protein binding. The transcript has a single exon. NCBI's taxonomy places the organism in Eukaryota, Fungi, Ascomycota, Dothideomycetes, Botryosphaeriales, Aplosporellaceae. The annotation marks the transcript as partial. The record is from RefSeq and is a predicted model, not a curated record.
GCUAUCGAACGCAAUGACGCUGACGCUAUUGCCUCGCUGUUACGCAAAGGAGCAGACCCGAACAUUUCCACAACCCGGUCUGGCUGGACUAGCAUACACUAUAUCGCCCGGGCGCAGUCAGAAAACGAAGAAAUUAUAGCCCUACUUAUAGCGCAUGGAGCUCGCGUCAACGCUCUAGACAGUAAUAGCCAAACACCUCUUUCCAGAGCGAUCCGACACAACAACGCCGCUGCCAAAUUGAAGGCCCUAGUAAAAGCAGGUGCAGAUCCAAAUAUGCAAUACGACGAAGCUAAGUGGUCUGCUUCUCAUCUCGCAGUUUUCAUCGGCCAGAAGGCCUGUGUCAGGGCUCUACUUAAAGCGGGUGCAGACUUCUCACUGAAGACCGUCCUUGGGACCAACGUUAUUACCUUUACGGCAAAAUAUGGA